Vespula pensylvanica (western yellowjacket) is the source of this 2268-nucleotide messenger RNA. RefSeq names its product dual specificity protein phosphatase 3. The record is from RefSeq and is a predicted model, not a curated record. Gene Ontology annotation, cellular component: cytoplasm. Gene Ontology annotation, molecular function: protein tyrosine/serine/threonine phosphatase activity; MAP kinase phosphatase activity. Gene Ontology annotation, biological process: negative regulation of MAPK cascade; protein dephosphorylation. NCBI's taxonomy places the organism in Eukaryota, Metazoa, Arthropoda, Insecta, Hymenoptera, Vespidae. The coding region runs from base 375 to 1013 and encodes 212 amino acids. The transcript is spliced from 6 exons.
AUUUAUAUGAUAUUGCAAAGUCAUGUCACAAAUUUGUAAAUAUAUAUAAUUUCAAAAACGUUAUAAAUAAAUAUAUAUAUAUAUAUACACACACAUAGAAAAUAAAAUAGAUAUAUAAAUAUAUAGAAAAUAUAGGAUAAUUCACGUAAUCGUAGUUUCGAUUCUACUUGUAUUGUAAUAAACUUUUCUAACAACGCAAAAUCAUUUUAUUAGAUUCAUUUUUAUGGAUAAUAACAGCGAACUGCAAAACGAUAUUUAGCUUGAUUGAUGUUUCGUAAGACUAUUUAAAAAUAAAUAAAAUGUCUCCCCGGGCGUACGUCUUACCGUGUUUUGCUGAUUUUCGGAAUUCACUUCCUUAGAUUAAAGUCUUUACGAUGAGACUCUCGUGGCGCGACGCAGAUAGGGAUUUUAGGAAACAUUUACCAGGUGGUGAAACCACAGAACGUCACCUAACAGAAACCUUGCAUUCUGUAAAAACUGGUUUCAAACCACUGCCUGGUUUUGAUCCAGAGCGGGAUGAUCUCGAGUAUUAUCGUGCACAACAAGAAAUUGAUUGUGAUGAAGUAUAUCCUGGAAUAUAUAUAGGAGAUGCUGCCACAGCAAAAAAUAAAAGUUAUCUCAAGAUGCUUGGUAUAACACAUUUACUUAAUGCUGCAGAAGGGAAGACAUUUGGAUUUGUAAAUACUGGUAAAGAUUAUUAUGUAAAUACAACAAUAAAAUAUCUUGGAUUAUCACUGGCUGAUCAUCCAACUGUUGACAUAAGCAAGUAUUUCCACACUGCAGCGUCUUUUAUCGAUGAAGCUGUUUCUAGUAAUGGUAAAGUUUUUGUUCACUGUAUGCUGGGAGUAUCUCGCAGUGCAACGUGCGUCUUAGCAUACUUGAUGAUAAAGAAGGAUAUGUUGGCUGUUGACGCAAUACGGAUAGUCCGUGAAAAACGCGAUAUUCAUCCAAAUUAUGGAUUUCGCAGUCAGUUAGCUCAACUGGAUAAUCAACUGCGUCGACAACGUUUAUAAUAAAAAGAAAAAAUUUUAAUCGAAGCUCUUUGGAAUUUGUUCUCUGCCUCAUCAAACAAAGACGAUUCAAUUGGAGAUCACCUUCCUUCUUGUUUACGUCUUGCGAUGUUUACAUAUUCGAUACAUGGAGGACUAAUCCCUUUGUAUUACAAUAUGUACAAUCUACAAUUUAGUUCAGUAAGUUGGUGGGAUCACGAUAGACUGUUUCUCUGAUAUGUUAAACGACAAUAAAUUAUUAUUAUAAUAGAUUAUUAAAUCAUUAUUAGUUCACUAAUUUAAUUUUAUUUUAUUAUUGCUAUUAAUUUACAUUAAAUUUCGUGUCCGUAUUAAUAUCAUGAAUCGAAAAAUUUUGGUACGCGAAUUUUUUCAUUUUGAUAGUAACAAAAGUGAGAGUGAAAUGAAUUGAAAUUUGAAGAAUUACGAAUUUAAAAAAAAGUAUAUGGUUAUGAGCCAUUUAAAAAUAUCUAGAAAAAAAAAAAAGGGAGAAAUUUGAGGAUUAAAUAGUAAUAAAAAUAUCUGUGAUAGAAGAAAAACAUUUUUCGUUAAAUUCUCUACAAAAAAGUGACAUAUACAUAUGUUAGAUUUGUUAGAAAAAUAAUCUCAAAUCUAUACUUGAUUACAAAUCAUUUUAAGUUCUUACAGAACAAAUAUUCAAAGAGUUAAAUAUAUUAGUAAUCAUUUCAACAAAUAUAAUGGAUUCUUAAAAAAUAUGGUUUUAAAAAAUGUGAUUAAAAAGUCAUGUAAAUAAGGAAUGAUUUCGUUAAAAAUAGAUACAGCUACAAGGUAUGACUAAGCGAUACUACGAAUUAAUGUUCAAAUAAUCCAAAAUAAGUAAAUUCAAAUAUAUACGAUGGCGAUAAAAAAAGCUUUAUGAGACAUAUAACCGAUAAUUUAAAAGAGAGUUUCGAAAAUGUUUUGAAUAAAUUUAAUACUUAAAAAAUUCUGCUCGUUGUCCGUAGCGAUAAUUGAAUAUGCUAUAAUGGAAUAUGUUGAAAGUUGUCGAAUUAUUUUCAAUUCUAUGAAAAUUUUAUCGAAGUUAAAGAAAAUGAGGAUUUUUUAAAUAUAGAAAGGAACAAUCAUGUAUUCAUGAUACGUAGAAACGUUAACGGAAUAUUUGUGUUCAUUAGAACAAAAGAUUCUGUCAAUAAAUACAUUUAUACCGAACAUAUAUACAUUUUUUCCGAAAAUAAAAUUGAUAUUUAAGAUAGUGUUCAUCAAAUUGUAAAAAUAUUAAAAACUCUGACGUUUAGGCAUA